Molecule: messenger RNA, 815 nt
Organism: Aplosporella prunicola CBS 121167
Lineage: Eukaryota; Fungi; Ascomycota; Dothideomycetes; Botryosphaeriales; Aplosporellaceae
Exons: 1
Coding region: 106-597 (163 amino acids)
Source: RefSeq, a predicted model, not a curated record
UUUAGGGCGUGGUUUGGCGCGGUAGGGCACGGCAUGAUAUGACGACCAAGGAGUCUUUUUUUCUUUUCUUUUUUUCUUUCUGUUGUUCUUUGCUUUGGCUCUGGCAUGCACGAUCGUUUUGCUCAUUCCCUGCCUCUCCCUCUUUCUAGCUAUCUACCACGAUGUGCCUAUCCUGGCUUUCCGCGUCUCUUCUUUCUUCAUUAUCUUCCUGCUCGUGGCUUUUGGCGCAAGAUAUCAGGGUGGGCAGAUGGCGCACCGGAUGGACGGGGACAUGUUUUCUUCUUUCGCCUUGUGGGCCAGUUGGUUGUGUGUGUGUACUCGGUAUGGAGUUGCACGUCGCGUAGGAGUACAUGGCACAGCUCACUGCUACCUAGUAUCACGGAUGAAUGGAGCAGGGUGCAUGUGCAUGUUGUUGAAUUGCAUCGCAUUGCUUCGUGGCUGUCGCGUUGUAGAAGUGAAGACGGAGCUGGACGGAGGAAGCUGAGGAAAUGGAAGAAUCGGACGAGCGAAUUGGGAGCGGCGGGGAAGAAGGCUCGGCUGACGGACGGGGAUGGUGCACGACAUGGAAGCAUGGAAGCACAAAAGCACACGGUGUGACUUGGGCCAUAUCACAGUGACGAGGCGGCCGGACCGAGAGGGAUCGGCGCGGAUUUGGGAGUCGGGAGGCGCCCGGGCGCUUAGGUACCUGGUAAACAUGUUUCGUUUCUAGAUAAACGACGACGACAACAGCAAUGUAGGUGUAAAUGAAGGUACAUACAAGUCAAUAUCGGCUCACGAACCCAAGGCUCUCAACCCUCCACAUGGACGCGUCGGCC